Molecule: messenger RNA, 2247 nt
Organism: Larimichthys crocea (large yellow croaker)
Lineage: Eukaryota; Metazoa; Chordata; Actinopteri; Sciaenidae
Gene: epoa
Product: erythropoietin a
Exons: 5
Coding region: 106-663 (185 amino acids)
Biological process (GO): nucleate erythrocyte development
Cellular component (GO): extracellular region
Molecular function (GO): erythropoietin receptor binding; cytokine activity; hormone activity
Source: RefSeq, a predicted model, not a curated record
GUUGCAUGUUGGACUUUAACUUGAGCCUUUAACUUGAGCCUUGAAGCGCGUGCAUAUCUCUAAUUAUUUCACAAUGUUUUUAAACGAUGCGGCACCUGUUUGCGAAUGUUGCAGAAAACGGGUAGAGGAUUGCUUGCCUUGCUGUUGAUAGUGUUGGAGUGGACCCGGCCAAGUCUACCAUCACCGCUGAGGCCAAUCUGUGACCUGAGGGUCUUGAACCAUUUCAUUAAGGAAGCACGAGACGCAGAAGUCGCUAUGAAGUCAUGUAGAGAAGGAUGUAGCCUGUCAGAGUCUGUCACUGUUCCCCAAACCAGAGUUGAAUUUGAUGUCUGGGAGAAGAAAAAUGCAUUGGAGCAAGCCCAGGAGGUCCAGUCUGGUUUAUGGCUCCUACAACAGGCCCUCAACUUGCUACGGACCUCAGUCACCAACACAGCACUGCACAGCCACAUAGAUAACUCCAUCAGAAACCUGGUCAGCAUUAAUGCUGUGCUGCGUAGCCUCAACAUCCAGGAAUAUACCCCACCAGCAAGUGCUGCAGGGCUUGAGGGAACAUGGACGGCGUCCUCCGCAACAGAUUUGCUUCAAGUCCAUGUCAACUUCUUGCGAGGCAAAGUGCGCCUCCUCCUUUUGGAUGCGCAGGCUUGUCAGCAAGAUGUCAGCUGAUCAGCUGAUCUCCCUACUCCAGACGAAGCUAAUUUGUGUUUCCGAAGGCAAGAGAAGGGACUUGACACUGCUGACCUGCACGUUGGCUGCUGGAAGCGGUGUGGAAAGAAAGGAAAGAUACAGCCGUCCUCACAUAAGAGGAGGAAGCUGAUAGGAAAAGACAGGACAGGACAGGACCAGCAAGGCUUUGGAUGGACAGGAGAUGAUUGCACCUUGGAAUGUAGAUGUGAAACAUGGACAUGGUGAAGCACACACUGACCAAAAUGAAGCCUAUGGGAAGCACUGCUCCAAUAGCUGUUCUACUGGCACUCUCUUGCACUUUGUUUGUGGAUGUUAGUCUGCACGUUUAAAUCUGUACGUAGUAUGUAUGUGUGUGUUUCCAGUGAGUUUUGCCCUUACACUCACCCCUUUAGAGUGAUUUGUGGAGUGAAACACCCAGAAAAUAUUGAUUGCACCGGGAAAUUGGAGGACUGUUGGGUUGCAACAGACCAUCCAUUUCCCAUAAUACUGCAAAAAUGAAUGAGGCCUCACCCCACAAGCCUUUAACAUUUUUCCAACCAUGCCUCACUGAAACAUGAGUCUCUUUUCCUGUUUUUUUUUUUUGAUUAAUAUUUUAAUAUUUUUUUAAAAGUUGUGUAAUUGCUAUUUAUACAAAUUUUCUACUUUUAAGUCUUUGUAUUUUUUGUGUUGAUUUUAGUUGGGCUCUCGUCGCCAUGUUCUUCUGUAACACUGAACACAUUUGCAAAGCUGUUUAACAUCAUUCGCAAUGGCACGCUGCUGUUAGUUUCACGUCGCAUGUUCAAGGGACUAAAAAGUUGAUGCAGAGGUUCUGUUACAGUGAACGAGGGAGCAAGAGGUCAAUGAGGAGGAGGGUGGAGGCUUACAUGAGAACUGUGAAGUUGUUUUAUUAUUAUCUGUGUUUUUGUUUCUGCCUUACCAACACUCAACCAGUCUCUACAGGCAGUCUGAUAGCCAGACUGCCUGGGAAAAUGCUGUUUGGCCUUUGCAAUUAACAUCCUGUGAGCCUGUAAUUGCAAAUAGUUUUCCAGAAUCUGACGCUAACGCUGUCUCUUUCCUCCCUCUAUUGUUCGUCAUCAAAUGGCAAGCAGGCAAUCAGUUAGUCCUGGGAACUUGAGGCUCUCUAUAAAAUGGAUGUUCAACUAUUUCAGACGAGUUAAGUGUUCUUCCUUGUUUUUUUUCCGUAUUUUUAAAUCUUGUUGUGCAAGAGCAAGAUGUUUUUAAGGAUGUUUGUACAUGUUUUCUUUCCUGUUAUUUCUGUGUUGUUUUGUCCCAUCACUGUAUAAUUUGCUAUUUAAAUACAAAAUAUUAUUCUUGGAUAAAGAAAGGAUAGAUGGAAACACAACAAGGGGAAGUCUGUCCAUUUCAUUCAUUAUCUUCAUCUUGUUCACGUCAGUGGAAUUAACAAGCUUCUGCCGUUCAGAUGCUGAAUGCAAGCUGCUAUCACAGACCUUACUCUGCAUAAAUGAUAGUCAUUUAAUCCUGAUCAAAUGUCGCUGCCCUUGAUGCAGAGGUGAUAGUUCAAGAUACAUUCCAGCUAAUUUUUAUUUUAGUCAAAUUAAGUAC